GAAAUUCUUUUAAUAAAUUUACAUUUUUCCCGUUGUUUAGAUUUUUGUUCAAAGACAAACUUUUAUUUUAAAAAUCUAUUAAACUGUUUAACUGAAUAGGCAGGAUUAUAGUUCAUUAGCAGUUGACAUUAGUCUGUUGGCUGUAAAUGUUUGUAUUUGAUUGUUCCUUCUACUUUCUUGUUGGUUGUUUGGUUAUAUAUUUGUCUGAAUUUAACAAGGUUUCUAUGUCUGUUAGUUUAUGUUUAGUUUAUGUUCAAUGAUGUGUUUUCUCAAUUCCAAGUUGCAGUUACUUUAUGUGUGAUACUGUUGAGAUCUGCUUUUAGAGGAAUUCUUGUAAGAUUUUCAAAAAAUGUCUGCCUCUAAAAAGCCAUAUAGAAGUCAUCAACCUUCAAUCAAAUACAGGUGUAGCCCAGCUGAGGGGGCUUUCUUUGAGGUUGGUGAGCUUGUUCCUGAAGCAUGUGCCCCUUCUCUCCCUGAUAAAAAUAAGAAAAGCAGAAUAAAGUCUGAAGCAAAGCGACCUCAAAUACUGAGCACUGCUGAGCUAAUCACGUCUAUAAACCAGAUAUGGAACUGUGCGAGCCGUCUUGCUAUUCCUCGACAACAGGCAAAUCUGGAAAGAAACCAUUGUGUCUCUCAAAAAGAGGAUACAUUGGUCAAUCAGGGGAUGGAAGAAAACGGCAUGGGAUCUAUUUCAGCUGAUAGUAAUUACUUUUACAUUGAUUUGAAGACAGCUGGCCAACUGUCACCUCUUAUGAAGCCAAAUUUUGAUUUUAUCAAAAUUACGAAGAAGAUGUCCAUGUUUGGUUCAUCUAAUGGAAAUCGUAACCUUUCAUUUUACCAGGGGCUUUUGUGCUGUGGUACUGACUUGUCUAAUGAAACUUGGAAAGAAAAGGGCCUUGCGGCUGUUGGAUUUUCAUAUGAAUUUGGAAAUAUAUACAAAUGGAUGGGAGAGAUGAUUCCUGCAGGACUUCAGUCUUUUGUCAAUGUCCCUGAGGCUGAGAAUAAGAAAAUUGGUAAAAAUUGCAUUGCUGCAAGUAGUGAGGUAGGAAACUGCAUUUCAACUGAUAGAACUAGUCUGACAGAUAACUUGCCUGUUGAAAAUGCUGAACCGUAUUCUCAUUGUAUCAAAUCUAAAGAUUCAUCCUUAUCUCAUGAUGCCAAAUUAGUUUUGAAUACAAGAGGAACUACCUCUCUGUGCUCAGAUUAUUUCCUAACUGCUGUUCAAGAAACCAAGGCGGAUUGUAGUGUUUCGAGGAUACCGGAUUCUAAUCUCUGCGCAGAUUAUCAUAUCAACUUUUUAGCUUCAUGUAGUAGUACAUACAAAGAGCAGCAACAUCUUAGUGAUUGUAGUGAGUACCUUGAAAAUGAACAAAAACAACCUGAACUUUUUUCCACAGAGGAUGACUGUAGAAUGGAAAGUCAUUCAACAGCAAGCGAAAAUCCUCAAUAUGCUCUUGCUAAGCAAGAGCAUGCUUUUGCAGGGGCUUUUGCUGGAAUAUUUGUUAGCCUUUGCCUACAUCCAGUUGAUACAGUUAAGACGGUCAUUCAAUCUUGUCAUGCAGAGCAGAAGUCAAUCUAUUAUAUUGGAAGAUCAGUAAUUGCUGAAAGAGGUUUAACUGGAUUAUAUCGUGGUAUUGCUAGCAAUAUUGCAUCUUCAGCUCCAAUAUCUGCCCUUUAUACUUUCUCAUAUGAAUCAGUCAAAGGGGCUUUGCUUCCUCUUUUCCCUAAGGAGUAUCAUUCUUUAGCUCAUUGCAUGGCUGGUGGUUGUGCAAGCAUUGCUACUUCUUUUAUUUUUACCCCUAGUGAACGUAUAAAGCAGCAGAUGCAAGUUAGUGUGCACUACCAAAACUGCUGGAAUGCCUUGGUUGGAAUUAUAAAAAAGGGGGGUUUGCCUUCACUAUACACUGGGUGGGGGGCUGUACUAUGCAGGAAUGUUCCCCACUCAAUUAUCAAGUUCUACACAUAUGAAAGCUUGAAGCAAUUCAUGUUGACAUCACUGCAGUCCUCUGCUCAACUGAACACAUUACAGACACUAGUUUGUGGUGCGCUAGCUGGUUCAACUGCUGCUUUAUUCACUACUCCCUUUGAUGUGGUGAAGACAAGAUUACAGACACAGAUACCUGGAUCUUUGAGCCGAUACAAUAGUGUUUAUCAUGCCCUUCAAGAUAUAAGGACUCAUGAAGGUUUUAAAUGUCUGUAUAGGGGAUUGAUUCCUAGGUUGGUUAUUUAUAUGUCUCAAGGAGCACUCUUCUUUGCAUCAUAUGAGUUUUUCAAGCAGUUAUUCUCUUUGGAGGUGCCACAGUUAACCACUCACAAACAGAAAAAGGAAAACAAAGAUGAUUCUCCAUCACAAUUACCACCAGCAUCAUCAGCAUCAACAUCAACUGCAAGACAUCAUCAUCACCAUCAAGGUUGCAUGGUUGACAUUCAUAAUUGUUAGACAGCACAUACAUGGACGCAUUAUUAGCAAGCUGAUGAUGACACUUAGCAUUAAAGCAUUUGGAAAACUAUUUUUGCUUGUAGAUAACUUUUGAGGGAAUCAGUAAAAUGAUGCAAAAGUAAUCGGUUUAAAGCAGAGCCUGAAAUGUAAACUGACAGUUUGUCAUCUUGCCAUUUACGUUAAGUUUCUUUUGUGCUAAUAGCAAUUCUUUUUUAUUUUGGGGAUUUUUUCCAGUGGUUUUCCGUCACAUGUUCUAUCUAUAAUGCUAUGAUUGCUUGGGAGCUAACCCAGUUUGCAGUUUUCCAUCGGUAUUAAAAGGAAAGGUCCAAAUUUUAAAUUUUUGAAAGUGGGUUUUCGUUCAUUCAGUAAUCAAGGACUUCAAACAAAAAUAAUUCAGUGUGAUGAUGUAUGCAUAUAUUCUCAACAGAACCUAGGUAGUACUCUUCGGUCAUAAAUAAACUUCAUUCA
This is a messenger RNA of Durio zibethinus, 2908 nucleotides long. Its product is annotated as Mitochondrial substrate carrier family protein. The record is from RefSeq and is a predicted model, not a curated record. NCBI's taxonomy places the organism in Eukaryota, Viridiplantae, Streptophyta, Magnoliopsida, Malvales, Malvaceae.